AUGUCGAAUCCAUCCGGAAUAACCAUUCACGACCAGUGCAUCGCCGCAUACAACCAACUCCGCUCGGGGAGAGGAACCCCCAAGCCCAAGUUCAUCAUCUACAGAAUCUCGGACGACACCACUACCAUCAUUCUGGAGGAUUCAUCCCCGGAGACAGACUACGAGAUCUUCCUCCAGAGACUUUUCUCUGCGGUUGACAAAGAUGGAAAUCCGGCUCCCCGCUAUGGCGUGUACGACGUGGAGUAUGAUCUUGGGAAUGAGGGCAAACGCAGCAAGACUGUCUUCAUCCACUGGGGUCCAUCUCAGGCGUCGAUCAAGCUUUGCAUGCUCUACGCCUGCAGCAAAGAGCAGCUGCGAAAGGCCCUUGACGUCAGCAUCUCCAUCCAUGCAGAUAGUCGGGAUGAGCUGGAGUGGAAACAAGUAUUGAAGGAGGCGAGUGGGGGGAAGGCAUAG
This is a messenger RNA of Penicillium nucicola, 453 nucleotides long. Its product is annotated as actin-binding ADF family protein. Gene Ontology annotation, biological process: actin filament depolymerization; cell motility; actin filament severing. The transcript is spliced from 5 exons. Gene Ontology annotation, molecular function: actin filament binding. The coding region runs from base 1 to 453 and encodes 150 amino acids. NCBI's taxonomy places the organism in Eukaryota, Fungi, Ascomycota, Eurotiomycetes, Eurotiales, Aspergillaceae. Gene Ontology annotation, cellular component: cytoplasm; actin cortical patch; actin cytoskeleton. The record is from RefSeq and is a predicted model, not a curated record.